Molecule: messenger RNA, 1922 nt
Organism: Megalopta genalis
Lineage: Eukaryota; Metazoa; Arthropoda; Insecta; Hymenoptera; Halictidae
Gene: LysRS
Product: Lysyl-tRNA synthetase
Biological process (GO): lysyl-tRNA aminoacylation
Cellular component (GO): cytosol; cytoplasm; mitochondrion
Molecular function (GO): lysine-tRNA ligase activity; ATP binding; tRNA binding
Source: RefSeq, a predicted model, not a curated record
UGUAUAACAGAGGGGAAUCAUUUCUACAGAAGUUUAGCAAUAUGGCGGAUACGGCAGGUGUAGUAUUAUCAAAAAAAUAAUUAACUAUGCUGCGUAACAUAACCAAAACAUUUGUUGGCAUGGUACAGCCGGUACUGAAUAAUGCAAAGCCAACAAAAUUACAUCAGAUAACUAUACGCUGCUUUUAUACGAAUGAAUUGAAGAGACAGUUGAAGGCACAACAAAAAUUAAAGGAAAAAGCAGAAGGAAAGGCCAAGGCAACUGCUGCAGCAGCCACAGUAGGCAAAGCUAAAUCCCGAGUGACUAGUGACAUUAAUGAAGAGGAAAUUAGUCCAAAUGAAUACAUUAAAUUAAGAACUAACGCAAUUGACCACCUCAAAAAUACUGAUGACAAUCCAUAUCCACACAAAUUUCAUGUAUCAAUGUCAUUGGAAAAUUUUAUUGAAAAGUUUGGUGAUAUCUUGAAAGAUGGAGAAGUAUUGGAAAAUGAGGUGCACAGCGUUGCUGGACGUGUAUUUGCAAUUAGAGAAUCUGGUACUAAACUGAUCUUUUAUGACAUCAGAGGAGAGGGAGUUAAAAUACAAGUUAUGGCCAAUGCAAAACAUUAUAAUAAUGAAGAGCAAUUUAUGAAAGAUAUUUCUAAAAUUAAAAGAGGUGAUAUUGUUGGUGUUACUGGUAAUCCUGGUAAAACUAAGAAGGGUGAAUUCUCUAUCAUGCCACAUAGCAUUACACUUUUAAGUCCGUGUUUACAUAUGUUGCCAGACCCUUACUUUGGAUUGAAAGAUAAAGAAACGAGAUUUCGACAACGCUAUUUAGAUAUGAUAUUAAAUAACAAAGUAAGAGAAACAUUUCAUAUACGAGCAAAAAUCCUCGCAUACGUUCGUAAAUAUCUUGACGAACAUGGAUUUUUAGAAGUUGAAACGCCAAUGAUGAAUAUGAUAGCUGGUGGGGCCACAGCAAAACCAUUUGUUACUCAUCACAAUGAAUUAAAUAUGGAUCUGUACAUGCGUAUUGCUCCGGAACUAUAUCUUAAAAUGUUAGUUGUUGGCGGAUUUGAUAGAGUAUAUGAAAUUGGAAGACAAUUCAGAAAUGAAGGAAUAGAUUUAACGCAUAAUCCAGAAUUUACUACUUGUGAAUUUUAUAUGGCUUAUGCAGAUUAUAACGACCUAAUGUCUAUUACAGAAGAUAUGAUAUCUGGAAUGGUGAAAAGCAUACAUGGUAGCUAUAAAAUAAUAUACCACCCAGAAGGGCCAGAAGGAGAAGCAGUAGAAAUUGACUUUACUCCACCUUUUAAACGUGUCUCUAUGAUGGAGACUUUAGAAGAAGUAUUAAAAGUUAAACUACCUCCUUCAGAACUUGGUACUCCAGAAACAAAUCAAUCGCUUAGUGAACUCUGCAUCAAACAUGAAAUUGAAUGUCCUGCACCCAGAACAACUGCCAGAUUGUUGGAUAAGCUUGUGGGUGAAUUUAUAGAAGAAACUUGUAUCAACCCCACAUUUAUUUUAGAUCAUCCACAAAUUAUGUCACCAUUAGCAAAAUGGCAUCGUUCUGAGAAAGGUCUAACAGAGCGAUUUGAAUUAUUUGUCAUGAAGAAAGAAGUUUGUAACGCGUACACAGAAUUAAAUGACCCUAUGGUGCAAAGAGAAAGAUUUGAAGAACAAGCCAAGGACAAAGCAGCUGGAGAUGACGAAGUCCAAUUAAUUGAUGAAAACUUUUGUACUGCCUUAGAAUAUGGGUUACCACCAACUGCUGGCUGGGGAUUAGGCAUUGAUAGACUUACUAUGUUCUUUACUGAUACUAAUAAUAUCAAGGAAGUGCUACUCUUUCCACAAAUGAAACCGGAUGAUCCAAAUAAGAAUAAAGAUGUUCAGAAAGAUGAUAAAACGACAAAUGAAAAUGAAGAAACUAACGUAGAUAAAUGA